Messenger RNA from Cyprinodon variegatus (sheepshead minnow), 844 nucleotides. Its product is annotated as SLAM family member 9-like. The annotation marks the transcript as partial. The transcript has 5 exons. Lineage: Eukaryota; Metazoa; Chordata; Actinopteri; Cyprinodontiformes; Cyprinodontidae. The record is from RefSeq and is a predicted model, not a curated record.
CUUUGUCUUGGCCUCUUUCAUUAAGGUCUAGUCUGAGGAGCAGCAGAGGAUGAAGAUAAUCUUCUCUCACAGAGGCUCUCAGUGGUUCCCUCUGCUGUCUGAGGGGCUCCUUCAUCUCCUUCUAGGCCUCUGCCUUUAUGAUGUGGAGGCUUCAGCAGGAAAACAAGUCAUUGAUAGAAAAGUUGGAGACUCAGUGGAGCUUUCAUCAAAUUUACCAACUGAAGGAGUCAGCAGGGCAUCAUGGAGAUAUGGAAACUCAGUACUUGCAGUUCAAGGUUCAGGUGUUACUGCAAACAAUCCAUUUCAGGGCAGAGUGGAGUUCAAUGAUGUGAGCUUUAGUUUAACAGUGAGAGAACUGACCCUUCAAGAUUCUGAAGAUUUCAGUUUCCUCUCAGAGGCCAAUGGCCAACAAAGACCUACAGUCAUCAUCACUCUGCAGGUUCAUGAGCCAAUAUCUACGAAGCCCAAACUGGUUUAUAACAUCAGUGAGCCUGACUUAAAUGGAUCCUGCACAGUUUAUCUGGAAUGCAGAGCAGCUCCUCACAGAAACACCAACUACAUCCUGACUGUAGGAAACCAAACACAUGAAGGCCCCAAGCUGCAUUACCACAUCACACCACAAGAUGGAGACACAACAGUCACCUGCAAUGCCUCUAAUGCUGUCAGUGAGAUGUCAGCAUCAGAAACAUUGAGGUGUAGAAACACUGACAGCCUCUCUAACAAAGAUGUGGAGGCUUCAGGAGGAAAACAAGUCAUUGAUAGAAAAGUUGGAGACUCAGUGGAGCUUUCAUCAAAUUUACCAACUGAAGGAGUCAAAUGGGCAAGAUGGAGAUAUGGAAACUCA